GAUGUCUGCACCCAUAAACAUGUUGACUCUUAUGUAAUUUUUUGCUGACAUGAAUGACAUGUUGUUCGUUUGCUGAUUUUUUUCAUGUGAUUGCAUUUGUUUUUUUUCAUUCUGUAAAUAAACGCCAAGUCGGAUCAAAUAUUAACGGUAAAACAGGAGAUAUUUGAAGCGAGAGUACGGUGUUUUUUUUUUUUGUCUGUGACUCAACUUCCUGGGUGGAGAUGCAGUGAGGGAGGGAUAGUGGACAGUGAAAACGCUGCACCACCGAGAGACAAAAGAGGUACGAAAAGAAGGGACAUAUUUCAAACAAACCGAACAGGUAUCUGCUCCCAUGGCGUGGGGGGAGAGCAGAGUCCCUCGAAAUUGUCGGGUUCACACACACAGGGACGUCAUACGCUUACAGCACCCGGCACUGGAAUACAGAUAACACAGCCACCAGGGCAGCCCCUAAUGGUUAAGGAAAUAUAGAUCUGCCUUCAGCCAGCCACUAGAUUGGGAAUGAGAAACGUACUGUCAUGCCUUAAAACGGCCAAGCUUCUGUAGAAGAAUAAUGUGCUACAGGUAAACCAUGAUUCCCAUCACUGAGCUUCGUUACUUUGUUGACACCCAGCCGGCGUACCGAAUUCUGAAACCAUGGUGGGACGUCUUUACCGAUUACAUCUCUAUUGUCAUGCUGAUGAUCGCUGUCUUCGGGGGCACCCUGCAAGUCACCCAGGACAAGAUGAUCUGCCUGCCGUGCAAGUGGGUGGUCAACAAAACUUGUGACGACACUCUGAGGCUCCCUACUGACCCCGUCGCCCACCUGUACGCCAAUUCCACCAUCACCCCUGUCCUUCCACUCCCGGAACCCAAAGGGAUAAAGUACGACCUGGACCGCCACCAGUAUAAUUAUGUGGAUGCUGUGUGUUAUGAAAACAAACUGCACUGGUUUGCUAAGUACUUCCCUUACUUGGUGUUGCUGCACACACUAAUUUUCCUGGCCUGCAGCAACUUCUGGUUUAAGUUCCCCAGGACUAGCUCCAAGCUGGAGCAUUUUGUGUCCAUCCUGCUCAAAUGCUUUGACUCUCCCUGGACAACGCGCGCCCUGUCGGAGACAGUGGUAGAGGAGAGUGACCCGAAGCCGGCCUUCGGGAAAAUGAACGGCUCUAUGGACAAGAAGGCUUCCUCGGUGAGCGAGGACGUUGAAGCCAGUGUGCCCAUGCUCCAGAGGACUAAGUCUCGCCUUGAGCAAGGGAUUGUGGACCGCUCCGAAACGGGAGUCUUGGACAAAAAGGAAGGGGAGCAGGCCAAGGCACUUUUUGAGAAAGUGAAGAAGUUUCGCACUCAUGUGGAGGAAGGGGACAUUGUAUACAGACUCUACAUCCGGCAGACCAUUAUCAAAGUGAUCAAGUUUGUGCUGAUCAUUUGCUACACGGGGUACUAUGUGAACAAUAUCAAAUUUGAUGUGGACUGCAUUGUUGAUAUUGAGAACCUCACGGGUUAUCGCAUGUACCGCUGUGCCCACCCUUUAGCCACCCUCUUUAAGAUCCUGGCUUCCUUCUACAUCAGUCUGGUGGUUGUCUACGGGCUGAUUUGUAUGUACACCCUGAGCUGGAUGCUUCGUCGCUCCUUGAAGAAGUACUCCUUUGAGUCUAUCAGAGAGGAGAGCAGCUACAGUGACAUUCCAGACGUGAAGAACGACUUUGCGUUCAUGCUACACAUGAUCGACCAGUACGACCCCCUCUACUCCAAACGAUUUGCUGUCUUCCUCUCGGAGGUGAGCGAGAACAAGCUGCGGCAGCUGAACCUCAACAAUGAGUGGACGUUGGACAAGCUGAGGCAGAGGAUCACUAAGAACUCCCAGGAGAAGCUGGAGCUGCACCUCUUCAUGCUGAGUGGGAUCCCUGACACUGUGUUUGACCUUCUUGAACUGGAGGUCUUGAAACUGGAGCUGAUCCCGGAUGUCACCAUCCCACCAAUCAUUGCCCAGCUCAUAAGCCUGAAGGAGCUCUGGCUUUACCACACGCCGGCCAAAAUUGAGGCCCCGGCUCUAGCCUUCCUGCGGGAGAACCUCAAGUCCUUACAUAUCAAGUUCACCGACAUCAAAGAGAUUCCUCUCUGGAUUUACAGUCUGAAGAACCUAAUGGAGCUCUACUUGACGGGUAACCUGAGCGCAGAGAACAACCGCUACAUCGUCAUUGAUGGCCUACGGGAACUCAAGCAGCUUAAGGUCUUGAGGCUAAAGAGCAACUUGACCAAGCUUCCUCAGGUUGUGACGGACGUGGGGGUUCACCUGCAGAAGCUGUCCAUCAACAACGAGGGCACCAAACUGAUGGUCAUGAACAGCUUAAAAAAGAUGGUCAACCUGACCGAGUUGGAGCUGAUCCGGUGCGACCUGGAGCGAAUUCCCCACUCCAUCUUCAGCCUUCACAACCUCCAGGAGAUUGACCUGAAGGACAACAACCUGAAGACCAUCGAGGAGAUCAUUAGCUUCCAGCAUCUUCACCGUCUCGUCUGCCUUAAACUGUGGUACAACCAAAUUGCCUACAUCCCCAUCCAGAUUGGCACCCUCACCAACAUGGAGCGGCUUUACCUGAACCGGAACAAGAUUGAGAAGAUCCCCAGCCAGCUGUUCUUCUGUCGCAAGCUGCGCUUCCUUGACUUGAGCCACAAUAAUCUCACCUCCAUACCAGCAGACAUUGGCUUCCUACAGAGCCUGCAGUACUUUGCUGUGACCGCUAACAGAAUUGAGGCUCUCCCACCCGAGCUGUUCCAGUGUAGGAAGCUGCGGACCCUGAACCUGGGCAACAACUGCCUGCAGUCCAUGCCCUCCCGUAUCGGAGAGCUGGCCAGCCUGACCCAGCUGGAGCUGCGGGGGAACCGGCUUGAGUGCCUCCCUGUGGAGCUGGGCGAGUGUCGGCUGCUGAAGCGCAGCGCCGUCAUUGUGGAGGAGGACCUCUUCAGCACGCUGCCCCCUGAGGUCAAGGAGCAGCUGUGGAGGGCUGACAAGGAGCAGGCCUGAGCAGCAAAUAGGUAACCGACAAAAAAAGAAUGCAAGCGAGAAGGCAAAAACGUGAAUCGGGGAAAAAAAAAAAAAAGACCCACCCGCCUGGGAACGGAAGUCCUGAGAGAAAGAGAAGGGGGUCUGAACAACAACAACAACAACAAAAGACAGCUUCUGGGUCCUCUGGGUCCUCUGGGUCUGGAAGUACGAGGAACACGGACACUUUUCGGUUAUGCACAGCAGGAGGGAAUCUGUCAUAAGGGAAAGUAAGGGAGCAGUCCAAAUGUUAUUGGAACUGAGGGAAUAACCCUUUCUCUGGAACGGAGGGAUGACUUUCGGCGCUGCCAUGUAGCAACCAUGACAACAGUUAACCUACAAAUGAAACUGCAAUUCAGACUUUUGACAGAUUUACAGAGCAGCUCGCAAAGAGGUGUUUUGACAGCUCUGUAGUUAGAAACUCAUCUGUAACUGAUGAGGAGGAAACCUCUCACUUUCAGUUGUAUUGGGUUUUCAAGGGGAAAGGAUUAUUUUACUUUAGCAACUGAGGUUAUAUGCACAGCAGAGCACGACUUCAUCAGUUAGAGCCUUUAAUCAGUACAAAAGUACAGAUGGAAUCCUUGUCUGGGCUCUCUUAAAAUUGCUGUUUUUGGGCGCUAAUGGGGCUGCGGUUGUCAAAAGCGUGCUGCAGGUGUGGCAAAGAGAAACAAACCUGGAUCGUUCCACAUCAAAUGGACCAAUGAUCCCUACCUCAUCGUUUCAGAUUAUUUUGAUAUUGCAUAUUAAUGUACCUAGAAGUGUUUUAGAUGAAUCCCAAAGUAUCAGCCCUCAACUUUUUAAAGUUAAGUUAUAGGGGUUACCUUGACGUGUGUAAACGAGCACUGAAAGGGAUCAUGUUUGAGAGGUCAGAUCUUUCAAAGUAUUCGCAAUAUCUUCUUGCAAGUACAAGUACAUUUUUAUUGGUAUCAUUGUAGUUUUUUUUUCUACAUUUGGUGCCAUUGCAUAAACAUUUGUGGUCCCUUUUCAGUGCUUGUUUUCAUCUGUAAUGAGAGUUGAGAGCUAAUAUUUGGGGAUUCUUCCUAAAACACUUCAAGGUAUGUCCAUAUAUCUAAAGAAUCUGAGAUGGUGAGGUGGGGAAGAUCCCAAAAUGUAGUCCAUUUGGGGAGGAAUGUCCCAUCUGCAUUUGGUCUAAAGAACACUAAUUUUCUACCGUCUUCACAGCAGGAGUGAGGAUCCCAUGAUAUUGUAGCUUUAUGACAAAUUGCAUGUAUACAUAGAGCAGUGGUAGUGGCAGGGAAAGUGCAUGGUAAAGGAAAAGCCGUGUGUUGAACCCACUUGAGGUGAUCGCAGUGGUUCACAGUACUUGACCAUGAUACUGUACCUGUGUUUGUGUGAAUAGCAAGAGAGCAUUUCUACUGGUAUACUUUGUGUGUAACUUACUGCAUUAUUUUAAUGUCCCCCUUCGUGGUUUGUUUUAUUUAAUGAAUUCUGUACCCAGGAUAGUCCUACUAAAUCGCCACAUCUUGUUUACUGGAAAGCAUUCCUGAUUAUGUUUAUAAGAUCCCAGAUCUUAUAUAUAUAUACACACUAUAUGUAAAGAGUUAAAAUAUCAAAGCAUAAAAACAGUAGCAUAUUGUGAUAGUCUGUUUUGACACCCAUAUAUUUUUAAUCCAGCAUGCAGGCUUAAAGGGGCUACCCUGUGUUCAUGUUUUCAGUAAUAAAAUGUACUUGGAUGGAAAUGUUGGUUGCUAAAUGUAGAGCACAUGUGCUGUUUUGGCCGUCACAGGUUGUAUGAAAGGUUCUGAGCUGUUGGAAUGCCAACAUUUGCAAAGGUUCCGUAUCAUCCACUAAAUCUUUUGGCAGUAUUGAUCUUGGUGUUCCAGCCGAACUUUCCAAAGAGAGAGGUUUAUUUUUAUUUAGAAGCGAGCUAGCAUCAUCAAAAAUGUUUUAUACAUAUAGUAUUAUUUAAACAAACAAGCUGAAUACUGCACAAUGUAACAGCUCAGAGAGGCGUUCUCACUGUCAUCAGGCAGCAGUCGCUGGUUAUGAUUUAAAAUUCCCCAAAAUAUCAGGUGGGUCAACUUGGAAACCUUUGCACACCAAUGACUGCAGAGGAUCCAGUUCCUGGUGUUUUGGUCACUUAUUGCUGAUUGCAAUAACCAGUGUUUGCCUUAAGAUGAGUACGCUGUAAAUGUGUAGUGUAUAUCUGGGGUGUUUUGAGGCCAGUAUGAUUUUAAUAUAUAUACUUUUAAGCUUUUAUGUUUUUAGCAAGACCCAAUCAUCAUAACAGCACUCCAUGUCUAAACACUGAAUCAUUAAAAAGGCUGGUAAUUGAAAAUGGGCUAAAUUUCAUGUGAUUCAUAAUUUGUUCUUGGAGCUCAUUUCUCUCGAAUCAACUACAGAUUUAGCAAUACUAUGCCAUUUUAUUGAUAUAUUAUUAUUAUUAUUAUUAUUAUUAUUAUUAUUAUUAUUAUUAUUAUAUCUCAUCUUUAUAAAUCAUUCAAAUAAUACAGCUCAGGGCACUAUGUUAGAUGGCGUCCCAGUGGCUGGAAUGUUAAGGGUUAAACAAUGACUCUCCUAUUUGGGAACUAGAGGGGGGGGGAGUGGAGAAGGCAUAUUGUAAAUGCAAUUUUUAUGAACAAAUCACCCCCUCUCCCUUUUCUGUUUCCCUCCUGUAACCGGCUUCCUCCUCCAGUUCAAUCGCUUAUGUAAACCCCUAUGGAAACUCCACUGCUGUUUGGAAUAGGUGUGUGACUUUGAUCUGUAUUUCUGCUAUUGGGUGUAUUUAUCAACAGACUGUGACAUUCCCAAAGUGGAAGGAUCAAGAGGAUUUGUGCUCGGGCGCAAGAAACCUACUUUUUUGCUCCGUUGCAAUACCGUAGCAAUCCAAACUGGAGCCAUGCGUACACCUGAAUACGAACACUUAAAUCAAACAGAUCCAAGUUCAACAGAAGGAAAAACCAGCAGAUAGUAUUAAGACUGUGUUCUACAGUAAUUAAUCAAACUUGUAUAUCCUUGGAGUGAAAACAAAUAAUAUACAGUAACCCCCCCCCCCCCCCCCCCCCACCCCCCCGAAUCGAUGUGCAACAAUAGCUGUUGAUUUGCUGUAAAACCGAUACGCUUGAUGGAAUGGGGGGAGGGAGGUGUUGCUUUCUUUAUCUAGUAACUUAUUUCCCUAGUUGCCAGUUAAAACGUAUUCACACUUUUCAUGGCUAACUGAGAGAGUAGAUGCUCUGAGAAAGCACUGAAUUUACACACCCGUGUUUUCGUAAACCAAGUGCACCAGUGCUUAAUAGUGAACAUGCUUGAACAAUACUUUAAACUAAAACACUGAUGGACUACUGCACACUACAGUGGACUAAUAAACUGGCUAGUGCAUAAAUGGUAACACCAGUUUGUACAGAAACACAUCAUUGCACACUUGCAUAUGCUCUGUGAAAUAUUGUUGCAUAAUAAUGUCUUGUACUUUGUAACGCACCAGAAAGUGCAAUACAGAACACCAUUCUUUAACAGUUUUCAAUAAACCAUACUUGUCCAUUAAUGUAAA
This is a messenger RNA of Acipenser ruthenus (sterlet), 6527 nucleotides long. RefSeq names its product volume-regulated anion channel subunit LRRC8A. The record is from RefSeq and is a predicted model, not a curated record. Bases 569 to 3001 code for a protein of 810 amino acids. Lineage: Eukaryota; Metazoa; Chordata; Actinopteri; Acipenseriformes; Acipenseridae. The transcript has 5 exons. Gene Ontology annotation, molecular function: protein binding.